GAAAGACGUCUCAAAAAAACUUAUCUGCCCUAUCCAGAUCAAUGAAAUUCAGGGCAGACAAUGAGAAAGAAAGAGUAUGAGGUUUUUGUAAAGAUGGAUGUAUACACAGACUUCAAUUACUAAACCUGGAUGCAAUAAUAUAUAUCAUCAUCAUGAGACUAGGCAGUGACAAAAAGUAGCUAGGAAUUGACUUAUACUUGUAUAAUUGAAACAACCAAGUUAUUGGGCAAAUGAAGGAUUAAGAACCAGACACCAAUCACAGUGAAGAAGAUACAUGUAUUAUUCAUAUAAAAAAGAAGGUUGAGAAAGACAGGAAAUACUGUUUAUUUAGUAUCCUCUUUCAAGAUAAACACCGAAGACAGAAUUUAUGAAAAAAAAAUGUUGAGAAAUUUUUCUAUCUUAACAUGAAAUACUUGCUUUACAUAGUGUUUUCUUUCGUGACAAAUUCUCAGGAUUUUUAUCUGUUUUCUUUAUGACCAUUAACUUCCACCUUACUACGUAAGACUUAAAUCAAACAAAAAAAAACAACAAGGUUUUAUAACAAGCUCAGCAAAAUGUCAUAUGCUUCAGGAAGUAAGACACAUGUUUAUUAUAAUGUAAGGAACACAAGAUAUAUUUUUAGGUUUCAAUAUUCUGAAGAGGACUAUGCAAAUAAUCUUUCAUUUCUAAAUGACUUGACACCGGAGGAGGAAACCAAGAUGAACAAAUUCCUUCACUUCAUUGAUGAAACCGAACUAAAGUUCGAAAGACCACCGGAAGAGAUUAAUGACAUUAAAGAGGCUGUUCAUGAAGUAGUGGAUAGUUUUGCUAAGCAUUUAGAAAAUACUGAUCCGCUAUUAGCGGUUUCACAUAAGUAUGCUGUUGGAAGUAUGGCAGAAGGCACAAAAAUCAAAGAACCUGAUGAAUUCGACUUCAUACUGGUGCUUAAAGAACUAACUGCAGAUAACGUUUCUGUGGAAACUAUUACUGGAGAGGAUAUUUACAUAGAAUGUGAUGAUACAUGCAAUUGGUAUCACAGUCCUGCACCAAUGCCAAUUAUACAAAAAUGUACAAGUGAUGUUGAAUACCAACACAUUCAUCUACCCCUUACAAAUCUGGCUAACUCAGAUAACACAUACAAGAAAUUUCCAGGAAAAUGGAGAAGACUUGGUUAUGUUUGCAGUUGGAAAAAUCACUUCCUGCAAUGUCUCGAAAGAGAUUCAGAAAAUAUGUUAGGUUUCUUGAACCUUGAAGUGAAGAAAAGCACCGGCACUAUCAAAAAUAAGAAUCAAGACAUUAGUAAAGUUCUAAUCAAUGUUGGCCCUGCAAUGAAGUUAACGUUACUAUGGGAGUCGAAAUCAGGAAAUCAGUUAGAGAUAGAUGUAGACAUUGUACUGGCUAUAGAAAUGAAUGGAAUAGAAAACGUUAUAGCUAUGGAAGAAGUACCAUGUCAGAUGUACCGUAAAAUCUUGCUAGAAACUAACCAGUUUUUCUUGGUACCAAUACAGGAAGCAUACCCUGACGUCUGCUUCAAGGUUACCGUCACAACCACUAAGCAAAAAAUUAUGACUAAUCUCUCAAAGGAACACAUUCUCUGUUACAGGAUUCUUAAAUAUCUAUUUCAGAGGAAGGGGGAUUGCAAUUCUGAAAAUCUCCUAAGCAGCUACUUCUUAAAAACUUUCCUUCUACGGCACGCAGUCUUGUGUAAAUGUCAAUACAACCCAGCUCGCUGUUUAACAGACAUUUUGAAAAUUUUAUCCAUUGCUCUUAAAAUAUGCAAACUAAACUAUACUUCUAGUGAUUAUAUGACUGCAGAACACCUUUUCAUACCAGGAUUAGAUUUAGAUAAUGGUCAAAACUAUAUCCAUAAUGACAUAAGUAAAUACCUAACAGUGAAUGCUGAACAGCUGCUGGAAGCUGCAAAAUCUGAACACAAUGAUCAAAUCAAAGACCUUGAGAGACUGAAAGAUGCAUGGAAAACAGUAAAAGAUGAAAUAUCAGAAAACUGGACAGGUUCCAUCAAUGCAUGUAUAGGCUUUGUUCUAUACAGCAUAGUUAAAGGUCCUGGAGAACCCACUGACAAAGAAAAAAAGAUAGCCAGACUGUCAGAGAGUUUGUCCCUUCUGGGAGUACAUCUAUGAAUGAUAUAGCUACAGGUCCUGAACAAGCAAUUGCAACACUAUAUAUGAUAGCAAAACAGUUUGACCCAUUAUGCUUUAUAAACAAGUAACAACUAAUUGAACUAUACAUGUGUUCCUGUUUCAGUUGCAAUACUGACUGCUACAGUAAAUAUUUACCUAGUGAAAAUAUGACAUGUAUAAAAAUUUUCAGAAAUGAAAAAUUGUAUUUAUAACAAUAAAGAUAAAAACAAACUAUUAAAGCACUGACAGGUAUUAUUGGAGACAUAAUUCAGUUAUCAGCAUGCAGUUUAAGUUCUUACAUGUAAAGGAUCCCACCUGUAUCUUCUUAAAAUAAAGUAGUUUAGCAAAGAAGUUACGUAUUUAUCAUAGGUACCCUGAGGCCGGACAUAUUCUGCUCUGCUGACUACACACCGUGAUCAGACCAUUCUUUACCUUAUGUGAAAAACUUUACAUUUAUAGUCAAAGAAUAACCCAUAAUCUUCGAUUUAAAUGCUUCUUUACAAUAUCCAGAAUUUAAAAAAUGACAAGGUAGCCCACACGCCAUUUUUUCAAGCAUUUGAAGUGGAUCGAACCAGCUUUGGAAGUGAAAACACAUGCGCAUGCCGGGAAUCUCACACUUUUUACCUAUCACCACAGAUACUGUAGUUUUCAUUGCCAAGCUGAAUUCAAUCUACUUCCAUCUGUUGAAAAAAAUGACAUGAGAGCUUCCUUGUUUUUUUUUUUAAUAUCAUCCGUAAAUUCUGGAUAUUGUAAAGAAGCAUUUAGAUUGAAAGUUGUGGGUUAUCUGGUGACCAUCAACAUAAAGAAGUUAAAAUAGGAGAAACAAGUGAAUGAAGUAUUGCCAUGCAAUACAAAGUCCCCAACUGGAAGGCACUAUAUUUUCUCUACUGCAGUAUAACAUAAUGAACUGAUAUGAUAUCUGUCAAUAAUGUAUCAAUAAUAUUGUACUAUAUAUAUGUUAUAAAAAAACACUUGGAUUAAAAUUUGUAUAUAGCUUUUUUUUGAGCCAAUUAUUAAAAAGGUAUCAUAUUAUUUAUAGUCAAAAGAAAACAAGAGUGCCAGAAUGUCACAAUAUACGCCCGUCACAGCAAAUUUCUUUACAUUAGCACCUGUAUUUGCAAAUGGAAUUUUAAUUUUGUGGUUGUUUACUAUGUUUUAUUUUGUUAAUUAUUGUAAUUCUUUUGUUUUUCUAAGUCCACCAAAAAAUCCUUACCAGGUAGAGAUACCUUAAAAUACACCUAAAAUUUGAAAGUAACAUCUAUGUUGUACCACAGAAAAGUGGUCUUGGUUUUUCCCUACGAUCAAUUAUAAAAAAAAUUACAAUGUAAGUUAUUUAUAAUAACAACUAAGGGAAGUUAAUCUUUAAAAAAAAAAAAAAAAAAAAAAAAAUUGUAAGUCCACAUAAAAAUACUUACCAGGUAGUGAUAGGUCAAAAUACACCUCAGAAUUGGAUGUAACAUGCAUGUUGUACUACAGAAAAGUGGUCUCGAUUUUUUCCCUACGACUAGUAAUGAAAAAGUUACAAUAUAAGCUAUUUAUAGUAACAACAAAGGGAAGUAAUUCUAAAGAAGGGACCUGCGCAUGACACUCCACCUCAUGAUGGUGUACAAUUGUGCCAAGUUACAUCAAAAUCCCUCCAUGCAUAAAGAAGAAAUGCUCCGGACAAAGUCAUUCUUGUAUCUGACCUUUAGCCUCUAUGACCUUGACCUUAGACCUAGGAACUGGUUCUUGCGCAUGACACUUUGACUCAUGGUGGUGAACAUUUGUGCCAAGAUAUAUCAAAAUCCCUCCAUGCAUGAAGAAGAUAUGCUCCGGACAAAGUUUUCAUUCUUGUAUCCUUUGACCUCUAAGUGUAACCUUGACCUUAGACCUAGGGACUUGGUUUUUGCGCAAGACACUCCGUCUCAUGAUGGUUAACAAUUGUGCCAAGUUACAUCAAAAUCCCUCCAUGCAUAAAGAAGAAAUGCUCCAGACAAAGUCAUUCUUGAAUUUGGCAUUUGACCUCUAAGUGUGACCUUGACCUUAGACCUACGGACCUGGUUCUUGCAAACAACAAUCCGCCUCAUGGUAGUGAACAUUUAUGCCAAGUUACAUCGAAAUCCCUCCAUGCAUGAAGAAGAAGUGUUCCAGACAAAGUUAAUCUUGUAUCUGACCUUUGGCCUCUAUGUGUGACCUUGAUCUUCGACCUAGGGACCAGGUUCUUGCGCACGACACUCAAUCUUACAUGUCUUAUAGUGGUGAACAUUUGUGCCAAGAAAUAUUCAAAUCCUGUUUUGCAUGACAAAGUUAUACACCGGACAGGAAAAAUGUCCCACUGACCUUUGAUCUCCAAGACUUAGUGUGACCUUGACCUUUAAGCUAGGUUUCUGGGUGUUGCGCACAACACACUGUCUCAUCAUGGGGAACAUUUAUGCCAGGUAAUAUUAAAAUCCCUUGAUGGAUGACAGAGUUCUGGACCGGACAGGAAAAAAAACCCUAUUGACCUUUGACCUCCUAUUGUGACCUGGACCUUAUAGCCAGGGUUUUGCACAUGACACGUCAUCUCAUCAUGGGGAACAUUUGUGCCAAGUAAUAUUAAAAUAUCUUCAUGGAUGGCAGAGUCAUGGACCGGACACGAAAUAGACCCUGUUCAUGCCAUGUUAACAUUUGAAAGCCAAGUGUGACCUUGACCUCUGAGCUAGGGGUCUGAAAGUUGUGCAUGACACAUCAUCUUAUUAUGAGUUACAUUUGUGCCAGGUAAUAUUAAAAUCCCUUCAUGGAUGGCAGAGUUAUGGACCAGUCAGGAAAAAGACCCUGUUGACCUUUGACCUCCAAUAGUGACCUUGACCUUUAAGCUAGGGGUCCGGGUUGUGCGCACGACACAUUGUCUCAUCAUGGGGAACAUUUGUGCCAAGUAAUAUUAAAAUCCCUUCAUGGAUGACAGAGUUA
Messenger RNA from Mercenaria mercenaria, 5048 nucleotides. RefSeq lists its product as uncharacterized. The transcript has a single exon. The record is from RefSeq and is a predicted model, not a curated record. The coding region runs from base 555 to 2120 and encodes 521 amino acids. Lineage: Eukaryota; Metazoa; Mollusca; Bivalvia; Venerida; Veneridae.